Molecule: messenger RNA, 546 nt
Organism: Paraglomus occultum
Lineage: Eukaryota; Fungi; Glomeromycota; Glomeromycetes; Paraglomerales; Paraglomeraceae
Source: the annotation of a GenBank genome assembly
AUGGUUAAUUUGUCACUCUACACGACAACUGGCGUGAUACUUCUCGACGGUGAGGGUAAUAGAAUAUUGGCCAAGUACUAUGGAAAGAAUGCUUACCCGACGGUAAAAGAACAAAAAGCUUUUGAGAAGGGAUUAUUCGAAAAGACUAGGAGAGCGAGUGGAGAGAUAAUUCUAUAUGACAAUCACGUUGUCCUAUAUCGUAAUAAUGUCGAUGUGUUUUUCUAUGUGGUUGGAUCAGCAGAUGAAAAUGAGUUACUUUUGAGUAGCAUAUUGAAUGCGUUCUACGAUGCUGUGUCUACUUUGCUAAGACAACAGGUUGAGAAGAGAUCAAUUGUUGACAAUCUCGAUCUUGUAAUUCUCGCUCUUGAUGAGACAAUAGACGAUGGUAUUGCAUUGGAAACGGAUUCCAAUGUUAUCGUCUCUCGUGUAUCUCGACCUCGAACAGAAAGCACCGACAUUCCAAUAACCGAACAGACGUUUAUUCAGGCAUAUCAGAAUGCAAAGGAAAGGCUUGCAGAGAAAAUAUUGAAAGGAGAUGUCUUCUAG